Messenger RNA from Phytomonas sp. Hart1, 726 nucleotides. The record is from the annotation of a GenBank genome assembly. NCBI's taxonomy places the organism in Eukaryota, Euglenozoa, Kinetoplastea, Trypanosomatida, Trypanosomatidae.
AUGCAGGCGAUGCAUUACUACACCACACAUCUGCCCAUGCGUGCUUCGGUGGUCUGCAAAGACAGACGGAUGCUUUUAAAAAGGGUUUACCAGCUACUGCCGGCGUUGGUGGCCGCUGUUGGAGGGGACGCCUCAAAGCUAAACGCGGUCCACUACGCAGGAGUGUGGGGACGCUUUAAGGAGAUCGCCAACCGACAUAGCGGGAAUAUCUCCGGGGAGAGUCGACAAGAUCUUAUCGGUCCCUCUUCUGUCGGCGCUCCUGAUCGGAUUGAUCCACUUGUGCGAGCCCUCAAGCGUAUCAGUUAUUCCGCGGUUUUAUUGGCCUUCGCGGCGUUUUACUGCGGUGCCGUUCCAAAGUCCAAACAAAUCCAGGUGUUCAGCAAGGAGGUUGGGAUAUGGCAUCUGAACCGUAAACCCUCCGCGGAGGCGAACGCCCAAUCGCACAAGGCGUCCACGCUUUCUGCUUCCGCACACGUCAUCAACGUUCAGCAGCUUCUGCUUAUUUAUAAAGCCAUGCGAGAUAUGUGUAAGCAGCAUCUAGAUAGCAUGGAGCUGACAUCGGCGGAGAUGGCUGCGCACUACAUACAUGGCUUGGUUGCCUGGGGGCUUUUAACGCCGACAGUUUCACAAAGGAAAAAGAAGUUUCACUGCUGGAUCUCGAUUAGCACAGCCCUACAGCUAGGAAAUACUUUGUCUUUGAACCUUUUUGAGCUUAUACCGACCUAA